AUGAAAAGCAGCCAUCUCUGCUAUCCUUCACCAGAGGAAGGAAUCCCUGAAGUCAGAGAGGAACUUAAAGAUCGCCCAUGGGGUCUGGUCACUUAUAGAACUGCGUAUGGGGGCCACUCGGAUCGCCAGUUCUUGAAAUUGCGCGAACUCACCCACGACACGGUGCUCAAGUUCCGGGAAUCCGACGACAAGCGAUUUCCCAUGGGCCAGACACAUUGGCCAGCUGUUGAGGACAAGAAAUUGCUCAGCAAUGUUACAACACAAGUUGUCCGAGAGCAAUUCUCACAGUGGGCAUCGGAUAGAGGUGUGCCCUCUACCGAGGAUGGCUGGAGGUAUCAAGUUGCGCGUUUUCACUGUUGCUUGAUUGCCGAUCGAAGGUCUCUCAAGUCGGCAGAGACGACAUUUCCAAUCAUCGGGGUCUUGUACAAGGAUUGGCUUCCAGCCUGGCACCCGGACAAGAUCGGGCACGAGGGCAAAUAUGAGCCAGACGAUUGGACCCCGAUUGAAGGAAACACAGAAGGCGAUGUUGGGUGGUUCUAUUGUCGGGUGGUAUGUCUAGGCUGGCGCUACGAUGAGAUGUGCGUCAGAGGACUAUGGGGGAAAACACCUCGGCUACCAUGCGGCCGACCGCCCUACGUUGUUCAUGCGCCGAGCCGCCUGAGAAGAUGGAGAGGGGAUAAGGCUGAGGGCCAUUAUAGAACACCGUCUUGA
Molecule: messenger RNA, 711 nt
Organism: Fusarium keratoplasticum
Lineage: Eukaryota; Fungi; Ascomycota; Sordariomycetes; Hypocreales; Nectriaceae
Exons: 1
Coding region: 1-711 (236 amino acids)
Source: RefSeq, a predicted model, not a curated record